AUGAAAGAAGUUGAAUGGUUUGAUCAAUUCUCAAAGAUUUCAAUUCCAAGAGCCACUUCUAAAUGGAAUAACAAGAAAUCAUAUCGUAGUAGUGAUAUGGCAAUCUUUAAGAGAUCCAUGUGUAAUCAAAUGAUUGUUGGCCAAAAGCUAUUAAAGUCAGUCAGUUUGAUGAAUAAUGGAUCGGCGUUGAAUGCCAUCUUGGUCGGUGGAAGUAAUCGUAAAUGGAGUAUUGUUUUCCAUAAUCGUAUGGUUGGUAGUCAAGAGUUAAUCUCUCCAUCUUUGGUAGCCCAUAUUCUCGAUUGUCUCUUACUCUAUGUCGUUGAACUUAACAAGACCCUUGCCAAAGAACAACAUGACAACCCUAAACAACAAACACAACAAAAUCAACAAUCCACUUCCUCCUCCUCAUCACCAAGAUUCUUUUCAAAUAUUGAUGAUACUUUAGAUUCGACUGAAUCUCUACUCACCUUUUGUCAAGGUAUGCAAGAUUUUAUUCAAUCGCAUCGUACCGAUAUUGACAAUUCAUUGAUUGGAUUUAAUCUCAACCCUUCACUCAUUGACCAUAUCAACAACUAUCGACGUAUGAAUAUGGUCUUUAACGGUCCAACAACUCCCAAAAUGGGUGCUUCACUCACUUUUAUCAAUAAGGAUAAUAAUAAUAGAAAUAGUAAUAGUCAUAGUACUAAUACUACUACCUCUACUACAACUGGUCAUUCAAAUCCACUUACAUCUUCUUCUUCUAGUGGAUCGGCCAAUGCUAGUUUGGCUUCAUUACCAACUCCACCUUUACCAUUUGGAGGUAAAAUCACUCGUCGUAUAUUACUUAAAAAACAAUUAUCAAUGAAUCCAUCACCAAUUAUUACAAAACCAAUCAUUCCUCCCAACAGUAAUAAUAAUAUUAGUAGUAAUAAUAAUAAUCAUAAUUAUUUUAUUCAUAGUAAUAGUGGAUAUACACCACAAAAUACACCAAAAUCAUUUUUUAAUCAACAUAUUAGACGUUCAAAUCAAAAGUUGGAAUUGGAUACAAUGUAUUUAAUGAAUCUAAUGAACAAAUGGAGUAAAUUGUCAGACAAGAAGCUCGCAGUUGAACUACGUGACUUUUUAUGUCUCAACAAACAAGAAGAUUUCAAUCAUACCUCUCUUGCAAAGGGUGACCUCGUUAUAUUCAAGUAUCCAACUUCUGCCAAGGAUAUUUAUCCAACCACUCGUUACAUGUUUGGUAGAUUCACUGGUCAAUCUUGUGAUUCCCCAAAUUCACCAUUUAAAGAUACUACUUUAAAUACUGAAUAUCUUAGUAUUUAUAUUAAUCCAACUGAAACUGAAUGGAUUUGGAUUAAAAGAGAUGAUAUAAUUAAAUUUUCAAGUGCAUUUGGUUUAAUUGAUUUGAAUGCAAUGAAAAUGUCAGAGAUGAUUGAAUGUCCAACUUUGGCACUGCAAAAGAUGAUAUUGGCCAAAGAAGAGGAAUUGUUUAGAAACUUUUUAUCAUCAAAGAAUAUUCAACCUCAUUUAUUGGACAAGUUGGACAACCAGAUCUUGUCACUUGGAGAACUCAAAGAACUCCGAACUCUUUGUCUUUUGUUGACUCAGUUGUCAUCCAAUCUUCCACUAGAGUUGGUACAAUGUGUCCAAAAGAUGGUGAGUGCCGAGGUGGGUCGAUUCCUCAGUACCGUCGAACCAUCCUCUCUCUAUGUUCCAACACGUCGUCGUGUUUUAGAACAAUUGGAUUGUUACUCUGAAACGAGAAGUGGUCAAUCUUUGAAACUUCGUUGUGCUCAAUUACGCACACAAUGUGAGGCAGCCGUCUCCAAACUCAUCUCUCAAAAACUUGAAAUACUUGACGGUAAUAGAAAGAUGCGUGUUGUCAAUUGGUGGCUGUCGCUGAUCAAGGAGCGUGUGGAAGAGUAUCUUGUUGAACGUGGAUUCGACCCAGAUGCAGUGCCAGCAGAUUAUACUGUCACACCACCAGCCUCUCUCCAACGUGUCGCCAACAACCUCUUGGUGUUGCACAAUACUCUGCCAUCGGCCGGCUCUUGUGACCCCGCUCUUAUGGUACUCGUACGUAAACUAAAGGAUGAAAUCUAUCCAGUCAUUGAAGACUUUAGUACAUGCAUAAAGUACAUCCUCUGUGAAUGGUUGGAUGUCGAAACCAAGGACGUUGUCAUCAAAGACAUUUCCAACCAAGUGUUCCUCGAAUCGUUGGAAAAGAACCUCUCCUCACUCUCUCAAGACAAUGUCAACAAGAUCAAGAGAAUGAUCAAGGAUAUCGAUUAUCUCUCAGAGAUGAUCAAAUUGGAAAACUCCAUCUCUGAAAACUUUGAUGACGAUCGUCGUUAUGAAAGUGAUAUCAUCCCCAUUUCAGGUCUCAUUUUCGGUCGUCUCUAUCGUAUUGAAAAUGAACUCAGAACGGUUAUAGAGUGUUGGAAUAAUCAUCAAAUCAAUCAAAUGAAUUAUGAAAUGAAUGAAGAUUCUCCUCCCCCAACUAAACCAAAGAACAAUAACAACUCUGUCUCUUAUUCAUCAUCAAACUCUACUCCCAAUUUAAUCAUUCCCAACAUCAUUGAUAUUAAAAGUCAAAGUAAUAGUUGUUUUGAUUUAAACAACAGUUCUUCAAAUUCUACCAAUGAUUUAAAUGGAACAGAAAAAGGAGGAGCAGAACAACAAUUAUUAAAUAAUAAUAAUAAUGACAUACCAAUGGAAAAGGAACAACGUUAUCAAAAAGGUAAAUUCCAAAUUCCAAAAAUUGUAAUCGAAUCUCCACUUGAUUUAAAUGGUACCAGUACUCCUGGUAUUGCUAGUAAUUAA
Cavenderia fasciculata is the source of this 2802-nucleotide messenger RNA. RefSeq lists its product as uncharacterized. The coding region runs from base 1 to 2802 and encodes 933 amino acids. The transcript has 2 exons. NCBI's taxonomy places the organism in Eukaryota, Evosea, Eumycetozoa, Acytosteliales, Cavenderiaceae. The record is from RefSeq and is a predicted model, not a curated record.